Drosophila novamexicana is the source of this 1095-nucleotide messenger RNA. RefSeq names its product protein unc-13 homolog 4B-like. Lineage: Eukaryota; Metazoa; Arthropoda; Insecta; Diptera; Drosophilidae. The record is from RefSeq and is a predicted model, not a curated record. The coding region runs from base 79 to 957 and encodes 292 amino acids. The transcript has 6 exons.
GAGGCUGAACGGUGUUCCGACACGAUAAAAGCUGUUAUUGAUAAUGCCCUUGAUACACAGCGUAAUCAAAUUGUUGAAAUGAUUGAACAUGUUGCCCGCAAGAUGUCACCAUCUAUUCGUAGAUUUUUAACAGAAGGGGCAGAAGUACUCCAUAAAGACUCAAAUUCUAUGGAAAGGCUGAUGAUGUACUUAGAACGGUCAUUAACGACGCUUUAUGAUACUCUUAAUGAAGUCAACUUUGGCAGAAUUUUGGACGGUAUUUGGGGAGAAUUGUCAAUAAUAAUAUAUGACCUUAUUCAGUCUAAUCUCGAUAAACGCCGACCGCCAUCUUUUUUUCAAAACUUGAGGGAAACUCUCCGCACUAUGAUAUCUUGCUUUAAAAUUGGAGAAGCAAAAACAUCUGAUGUUAAAAUUUUAUCAGAGAUUGAAAAUCGGUAUAGAAAUCAAAAAGAACAAUCCACAGCACAUUUCGGGCAACUUACAAUUACCGGACAAUUUACAGAUUCUGGAUUAUUACUCAAAAUAUUAAAUGCUCGCAGCUUGGUUUCUGUGGAUAAAACCGGAUUAUGUGAUUCAUUCGUUAAAGUCUACAUGAUGCCCACUGGUCGAUUUAAUGGCUUUGCACCAGUAAAAACGGCCGUUCAUAAUAAAAAUUGCUUUCCACUCUAUGACGAACAGUUUAACUUCAAUUUGAACUCGGAUCAACGCCUGAUGGAAGAUAGCCUGAUUUUAUUUAGUGUUAAGGAUAAAGAUUUAUUUGGAAUGACAAGUCAAUAUAUAGCAGAAUGUUAUAUAACGUUUGCAGAUCUCAUAGCAUCUAAAGGCGAGCAAAUUAUUAUGAGUCUAUCUAGACCAGAGUAUACAGAUUCCAUGGCAUUGCGCGCUCUGGAGCAUAGACAAGGUGAUAAGCAAGCAAAGGAUUUUUUGAAAAAGUUAAAGAGCAAAUCAAAUUAUUAAUUCUCGAUACCGACGAAUGUCUAGUCAACGACUUGUUAUUUACAAAUGUUAUUAUGGUAUUAUUUAUGUAUUCUGGCAUACUUGAUUAUAAAGUCCAUUUUAACUAGACAUGCGCAUUUAUAAAAAUAUAUUUUGAAA